CUUUGACCUACUUCUCCUAUAGUUUCCAAAGCAAACUAAAUGAGAGAUUAACUGUUACUCAAGGAAGCCGCUUGGAAUUGCACGGUUUUCAUUUAAAAUGGGGAAAGGUGGUUAUAAAAAUGGACAUAAAGACUAUCCCACAUAUACCUGGGAUGAGGUUGGUGAACAUACUCACAUGGAUGACAAAUGGAUCGUUGUAAAUGAUGAUAUUUAUGACAUUACACACUUCAGUAAAAAGCACCCUGGUGGAGCAAGGUUGAUCUCACAUUUUGCUGGACAAGAUGCUACUGAUGCUUGGACUGCUUUCCAUGACCACAAAGACAUGGUGUCUAAAUACAUGAAGCCUAUAAAGGUUGGAACCCUGUGCAAUGACAAACAGGUACAAAUCAAAAGAGACUUCCGCAAGCUGCGUGAGAAAGCUGAAGAAAUGGACUUGUUCAAAGUGAAAACUCCAUUCUACCUGGCCCACAUUGGUCACAUCAUUGCCUUAGAAGUUAUCGGAUAUUUGCUCCUCAAAUACUAUGGUAUUGGAUGGGGACCUUGGUUACUGGCUGCUGCCAUUCUUGCUACUGCUCAGGCCCAAUCUGGCUGGUCCCAGCAUGACUACGGUCAUCUCAGUGUGUUUCCUAACAGUAAACUCAACCAUUUGAUGCACCACUUUGUCAUUGGUACUCUCAAGGGUGCAUCCUCUAAUUGGUGGAACCAUAGGCACUACCAGCAUCACGCAAAGCCCAACGUUGCCCUCAUGGAUCCCGAUAUCUCUCUGCCAUAUGUCUUCAUCCUUGGAAAGAGACUUGCGAGAGUUUGGGGAGAGAAAAAGAGAGAAGGAUUUCUACCAUACCAGUUUCAGCAUAUAUACUAUUUUGUUUUUGGACCUCCCUUACUUCUUCCCACCUACUUCCAUUUUGAAAACAUCUACUUUGUCAUCAAGAGAAAACUUUGGGGAGAUUUGUUUGCGACUGUUUCUUUCUUCGUUCGUUGGUUUGUGUGUUAUGGUCCCCUGUUAGGAGGAUGGGGGGCUUUCUGGUUCUACAUGUUAGUACGAUCUCUAGAAUCUCAUUGGUUUGUCUGGGUCACACAGAUGUCUCACAUCUCCAUGGAGAUUGAGAAGGAUCAACAAGCUGAUUGGUUCACAUCACAGUUGAAGUCAACGUGUAAUGUUCAUCCAAGUUUGUUCAAUGAUUGGUUCACGGGACAUCUCAACUUUCAGAUCGAACACCAUCUAUUCCCAACGAUGCCCAGGCACAACUACAUCAAGAUUAAACCUCACGUGGAAGCCAUGGCAAAGAAGCAUGGUAUCCCAUAUGUUAGUAAAACAUUGUAUCGGGCAUUCGCGGAUAUUCCAAGGUCGUUACAGGAAUAUGGGGAACUAUGGUACGAUGCAUUCCAUACAACUGGGUAGAUAUUUUGAUGCCAUCACUUAGCAACGAACAUCUUUGUUCUUAAACAAACAGACUGGUUUCAAUGGGAACAAUAUACUGGGUGACAUUCAAUCAGUGUAAACUCUCGCUGGUCAAGGGUUUAUCUUUGAACAGUUUUGACAGUGUACAUUUUAAAUUGACAAAAGCUCGCAAAAUACAGCUCUUUUUUCAAAUGCUUGAACAAAGUAUUUAAUGUUUACUGCCCUCGGUCAGAGGGAAGUUUAUAAGAUUAAAAUGUUAUAAUUGUUAUUUUUGUGGACUAGACACAGGCCAUAGGCUAUUACUUAUAUCAUCUAUAACAUCUUGUAUCAGUAUACACUUUGUACUUGUUGUACCACUCAUAUUCAAUGUUUAUGAGUUUUUGAUACAUCCGGUUAUAUUUCUUAAAAUCUUAUUUAUUUAGCUGAACAUAUAGCUUUAUUUGUAGAUCUCAAAUUUCUGAAAUCUCAAUCUCUCUAUGCUCCAGAGCAUAGCGAAUGUUAUGGAAAUUAGUUAAACUUUUAAGUAAAUGGUGUGUGAAAUCUAAAAUUGACUUCUCUAUACAUACCAUCAAAGCAGGAUGUUGAAAGUUAGACACAUAAUCUAAUUGACAUUAAAAAGCAAUUACAGUCAAUUUUUAAUUAAUUUUUAAAAUGUAAAACUAUAACAUGCUUUUUUCCAUUAAAAUGUUAAAAUCUCAUUUUCUUUAAUUUUCUGGAGUUGAAGAUUAUUAAAAGAAUACGUUAUGGAAACACUUGGAAAAUGUAGCAUGGUGGAUCAGCAUAUAACCAAAUACAGAAAAUCCUGUUUUAGUGAACACCUCUCUCUAAUGAAUUCCUGUGUCAAGUGAGCAUUACUUUAAGACAUCGACUCUUGUAUAAAAAACCCUCUCUGUAGUGAACACCUACUGUACUUAUAGUGAACAUUUUUU
Owenia fusiformis is the source of this 2331-nucleotide messenger RNA. The record is from the annotation of a GenBank genome assembly. NCBI's taxonomy places the organism in Eukaryota, Metazoa, Annelida, Polychaeta, Sabellida, Oweniidae.